AUGGUGAUUAAUAUGGGAAAAUAUUUUGCUAGUAAAACACCUGAUACAAAUAUUUCGACAUAUGCAAGUGCUUUGGGCAUAGAUGUUCUACGAGAUCUAAUUGCUUGCAUACAAGAUACAACAUCAAACAUAGCUCGACAAGUAAUUCGACUUCAAUAUUCAUCGGAUCAAUUGUUAACUAUGACAGGACCUUAUGCACCGGAAGAUCAACGAUUAGCAAUUCGAGAUAACUAG
Molecule: messenger RNA, 234 nt
Organism: Rotaria sp. Silwood1
Lineage: Eukaryota; Metazoa; Rotifera; Eurotatoria; Philodinida; Philodinidae
Source: the annotation of a GenBank genome assembly